Messenger RNA from Cyprinodon variegatus (sheepshead minnow), 3031 nucleotides. It is a transcript of the gene slc23a2, whose product is annotated as solute carrier family 23 member 2-like. Lineage: Eukaryota; Metazoa; Chordata; Actinopteri; Cyprinodontiformes; Cyprinodontidae. Gene Ontology annotation, molecular function: transmembrane transporter activity. The transcript has 16 exons. The record is from RefSeq and is a predicted model, not a curated record. Gene Ontology annotation, cellular component: membrane. Gene Ontology annotation, biological process: transmembrane transport; L-ascorbic acid metabolic process. The coding region runs from base 279 to 2429 and encodes 716 amino acids.
UUUAUGAAAGCCGACAUCGCUCUGGGGGCAAUAGUCGCACAUUCACAAGGUGUUUCAAAACGCCUCAGAGGCAUUUUAUAUAAAUAAACAAAGCCGAGGAGUCAAGGCUGCUCUCCGAGGACUCAGACUUACCUCGCCGGGGUUUUUUUUUUUGUGUGUUUGAGCUGCUGCUCCCUGGCUGAUCGCCUCCCGCCUCUGCGAGCUACAACAACACAAGCCACGGGGACGUAACGCUAACCGAGAGGGAAGUGGGCUCCGUCUUCUCUAUCAUCGGUCAGAUGCUCCCAGCCGCCCAACUUGACAGGAGUGAUGGGAUGUGUCAACUAGGUGGGAAACUCCUUGAUGAUGAUGAUGAUAUUGGACUAAGGGAUCAAUCUGCAGUGUUCACACCAGAGCGAGACACAGGAGGGAUUGAGGUAGAAGACUACAUCAUCAAAGAAGACAAGAUGGGCGUGGGGAAGAACACCACCUCUAAAUCAAUAGACAGCAGCAGUGAGGGCGGAAAAUAUGAAGAGGAGACCAAACAUGAAGCAGAUUUUUAUCCUAUACCGGUGGUAGUAAAUGGAGUUGGUGGUGCCACCGGAGAUCAGGAUACUGAGAACACCGAGCUGAUGGCAAUCUACACCAAGGAUAAUCAAGCAGCUGAAAAGAGCUCAAUUUCCGAGACACUUGACAGCACUGACAGCAUGGAUGCAAGGAGGAUGGAUAUGAUCUAUACCAUUGAAGACACCCCACCCUGGUACCUGUGUGUGUUCUUAGGCUUACAGCACUACCUGACAUGUUUCAGCGGGACCAUCGCCGUCCCGUUCCUUCUGGCUGAGGCCAUGUGUGUAGGCUUUGAUCAGUGGGCCACCAGUCAGCUCAUCGGGACCAUUUUCUUCUGCGUGGGAAUCACCACCCUACUGCAAACUACGCUUGGCUGCAGAUUGCCCUUAUUCCAGGCGAGUGCAUUUGCUUUCCUUGCACCAGCCAGAGCCAUCCUGUCUUUGGAUAAAUGGAAGUGUAACAGCACAGAACACCCGCUCCUUAACAGCACAGAGCUCCUCCACACUGAGCACAUCUGGCACCCCAGGAUACGGGAGAUCCAAGGAGCGAUCAUUGUAUCAUCCCUGAUCGAGGUGUGCAUCGGAGCUCUGGGCUUACCUGGGAUGCUGCUAAAAUACAUCGGGCCUCUGACCAUCACUCCCACCGUGGCGCUCAUCGGGCUCUCCGGUUUUCAGGCUGCAGGCGAGAGGGCAGGAAAACACUGGGGCAUCGCUAUGCUAACCAUAUUUUUGGUGCUGCUCUUCUCUCAGUAUGCCAGAAAUGUUCACUUCCCCCUGCCGAUCUACAAAGCCAAGAAAGGUUGGAGUUUCUACAGGCUGCAGGUUUUCAAAAUGUUUCCGAUCAUUAUGGCCAUUUUGGUGUCAUGGCUGCUAUGCUUCAUUUUUACCGUGACGGAUGUUUUCCCGCCUGAAGAGAACAAAUAUGGUUUCUAUGCCCGCACUGACGCACGUCAGGGGAUCUUAAAGGCUGCUCCGUGGUUCAAAAUUCCCUAUCCCUUCCAGUGGGGAACUCCCACCAUCACAGCAGCCGGUGUGAUCGGUAUGAUGAGCGCAGUGGUGGCCAGCAUCAUCGAGUCCAUCGGAGACUACUACGCCUGUGCUCGCCUCUCCUGCGCUCCUCCGCCUCCGAUCCACGCCAUCAAUCGGGGGAUAUUUGUUGAGGGUAUUUCCUGUGUGCUGGAUGGUGUUUUCGGGACGGGAAACGGUUCAACCUCCUCCAGUCCAAACAUUGGUGUCCUUGGAAUAACAAAGGUGGGCAGCAGACGUGUAAUCCAAUAUGGCGCUGCCAUGAUGCUGCUGCUGGGGCUGGUGGGUAAAUUCAGCGCCCUGUUUGCCUCUCUGCCUGACCCAGUCCUGGGGGCUCUGUUUUGCACCCUAUUUGGGAUGAUCACAGCAGUCGGGCUCUCCAACCUGCAGUUCAUCGACCUCAACUCGUCCAGAAACCUCUUCGUCCUUGGCUUCUCCAUCUUCUUUGGUCUGAUGCUCCCCAGCUACCUUAAACAGAACCCGUUGGUCACCGGCAUUGUUGAAGUUGACCAAGUCCUCAAUGUGCUGCUCACUACUGCGAUGUUUGUUGGAGGAUGUGUUGCCUUUAUUUUGGACAAUACUAUUCCUGGAACCUUGGAGGAACGGGGCAUCAGGAAGCUUAAAAGAGGAACUGGUCUCAGCGCCGCAGAACUGGAAGGAAUGAGAUCCUAUGAUCUGCCAUUUGGAAUGGACUUCUUUCAAAGAUAUGCCAUCUUCAAGUACAUCCCCAUCAGCCCUGUGUUCAUCGGCUACCACUGGGGGCGUCUUCAGGAUGGCGGCAGGAGCAGAAAGGGACUCGGGGAUGUGGGCAAGGGAGGAGGGGAGGGAAGUGCUGCUCCAGGCGAGAGUCGGGUAUAGCCCGAGGCGCAGGAGAGAUGUUAAAUGUGGCAGAAUUUUUUAGGGAGCGAGGGAUGGUACACUAAGAUGAAAUGAUGGGAGAAUGGAGCACAGACAGAAUCUGAGCAGGAUUGUGUGGAAGAAAAUGUGUUGCACCAACUUCCCCGUCAGUAUGCGUUUUCUUCGACCUGUCUGUGUGUUUUUCCCCACCCCCCUCUACACUGUUUUCAAGCAUGCUAUAGCAAAUCACAGCAUGUGUUAGAAAGAAGUCUCCAUGCAGAGGUCAUUCAGUGGGUGUGUGUGUGUGCAGGAUGACAAUAGCUUGUGCUUUAAUUUCCUUCCAGGAGACCAAAGGUCAUUGGAAAAGCAGAGCGGGAUGUUAAUUUUCUGACUCCUAAUUGCUGCUAAUUCAUAGUCCCUGAAUCAGCUCAUAAAAUUCCUUCUACUGAAAGCACAGCAGAGUAGAUCAAGUCAAUUGCACAUAGUGUUGCCUCCAAACUUUGUUAUGCAACCCCAUUAGCGACAGACACACACACACACUUGCAGAGAGCCUCAGUAGCUGUAGUUUAAGUGCUGCCAUGCAUGAUGCGGGGGUCAUGCAGACUGAUGUAGGUAGGGUGCCC